AUGGCGCACUUCUUCAAGCUGCAGGACCAGAUUGACGCGGCCACCAGGGAGUUCUUCGAGAUGACCCAGGCGGCCAGCGACAACAGGCCUAAGGACCUUCCUGAGCUCAAGUCCGCCACGAUGAUUCAGAGCGUGUGGCGCGCGUCGCAGGUCCGCGGCCGCUGGCACUCGGUCGUCCACGCCACCGUGCUGGUGCAGCGGAUCGGCCGCGGGUGGCUGGCGCGGGCACGUACACAGAUGAUGCGCGACGCGAAUCGCAGGCGGCAGAACUUGCGCUUCCAUGAACACUGCGCGACGGUCUUUCAGAAGGUUUACCGCGGCUGGUGGAGCCGAAGGAAUUUGCACGAUUUCUAUGGUCGCAAGGAUUACCUCGCCAAGGUAGAGAAGCGUGGCGAGUACACCGUUGAGUACCUCGCCAAGGAGCGCCAGCAGAGGGCGACGGAAGCCAAGCUGCACGAGGAGGAGCAGAUGCGGCAGGAGUUCGACAGCCUGGCGGGGGAGCUGCACCACCUGGUGAGCACCAAGACCAUCGCAGGGGUUUACAACCCGCCUUACAGUGACGUGCUGCCGUCGGCCUUCGACAGGCCCAUCGAGCAGCACUUGCGCGACUGCUGCACGGUGCAGGUGCCGAGGUCUCUCAGGAGGCCGAAGCACAAGGUGCUGGGUGCCUCUCCCAGGCACGACCCGGGCGCGAGCGCGAACGGCAUCACGCAGGCGGAGGUGCGGGCGCUGUCCGGCAGCAAGUACGGGCCGCCACAGGACCCGAGCUGGGGGACCGCAAGCCGAACCAGGCCUCCAGGUCCGCCAACGUGGGGCGGAUGCAGAAGAUCCAGGGGCCGUUCCGCUCCAGGGAGAGCAGAUCGAGACCGCGAAUGCCAAGGCGCACACUAUCUACGGCUCCAUACAGGCCGGCACCAGCUACCACGUGAUCGAGGACGACAUGAAGAUGCACAAGAGGCUCGACAAGCUGACGAACGUGUCUCCGAUCGACUUCAUGGCCCCCGGGGUGCCAAGGACGAUGAUGCCGCCCACGAGCGUGCACGUCAACCUGCCGCAGCACGACAGGCCGCUGGAGAUGAGGUCCGACUACCUGGAGCUGCCGAAGAUCAGGGACAAGCCACCCUUCUUCACUGCCAUGGGCGGUGGCAAGCCCUUCGCGGACUGUACGCCGACACCUCCCUGCUCCCCAGCGGGCACGUCUAGGGCCGGCCUCGCGGAGGGGUGGCGGGCGGCGCCCGUGCAGCUGCCCUCGGCUGCGCAUGGGAAGGACCCUUCUCGCAGCCUUCGCCGGAGCGGCCUUUUGGUGCGGGCCCGUCGAGCCCCCCCGUCGAUCGUUGAGAGCAGCAGCAGGAACAGGAGUGCGAACAGGUUCAGACGUCUCACCGCUGCCAGAAGGGUGGCAGCACGGUCAGGCCUGGCCAGCCCCGAAGGGGUCGCCGGCAAACUUGUUCUGGCGGGAUGCUCGGGGCGGCCCAAGCUUGGCACGGCCCGGCGCUCCGCGACUGCUGCCGCCCCCGGUGGUGCGCUCGCGCGCCGGUUGCGGCGAAAGCAUGGGCCUCAUCCUUGCCGUUCCUGGCCAUCCUGCGCCCCUCCCUCCGAAGUGAGGAGGGUCCAGGUCUUUGGACGAGGAGGAGGAGAAGAUUUUGCAGGCGCUUUUGCGGUCACGAGGCGAAGAGGCACGAUGUUGCCAUCCGGCCAUCCGGGUUCUGUCAUUCCCGCGACGAGCCUCGCCGUCGCUCAUUCCCCAGAGGACCACCCU
Messenger RNA from Prorocentrum cordatum, 1759 nucleotides. The record is from the annotation of a GenBank genome assembly. Lineage: Eukaryota; Dinophyceae; Prorocentrales; Prorocentraceae.